AUGAGGCCGAGCCGUCCGGCUCUUGCAGUGAGCACUUCAGCUUCCGCGGAGGAUGCUAGCGUACACCAUCGGCUUGCUCAGCUGGAGGAAGAAGUGGCGCAACUACGAGCAGACAACGCUCGAUUGAACGAGGCCCUCCUGCAGCUGGGCACUGAAAACGAGAUGUGCCAGAGCUCCGUGGGCUUCGUGAGACAGCCGGGAGCUUCGCCGCCAGACAGGAGGACGCAGCGGCUCGGGGGUCCUACUCCGCCCGUCACCGAUCUGGAGCUGUCAGAGGAGCCCGCGGAAUCGGUCCGGGCACUUCGCCGAUGGGAGACCUGGAAGUUUCUCAAAGACUUCACCGAAUUCUUGGAGCAACAGCCCACCUUGGGCUCUGCGACAGGACGCUUGCCGCCCAGCCAGUGCCCGGACCUCGUCUCUGCAGAGCGCAGAUUACGGCUGAGCACCGUUGCCGAAGGACAGCACGCGCCGCCGGUGGGUGGAAACCAAUGGUUCGGCGAAGCCCGAAGGGACUAUGACUUUCCUCAGGGAUCCGGCUUGGACUUUGCAUUGUCGGGCGGCAGUUCAUCAAGCGACGCCAGGAGCGCCUUCGAGAAGUUCCGACAUUUUGGUGAGGAAGCGGGGAGACUGCCAGCGACAGGGGCCGCUUGCCCAGGCCCCGAAAGCGACAAGCGCCUGACCCCCGUGGGCUUGGUGCGUCAGCGCCGCGCCGAAGGGCCAGAGAGAAGGUGGUACACAUCGCCACCAAGAUCCCUGAGCCCUACAGAAGGGACUUCACCAGAGGCUUUGCCCCAGGGCCCGUGGCGGGCGAGUUUCAACAUGGGAGAGCUCACCCGUAGGCAGGGACAUCUGAGCCUGUCCGGCGGAUGUGGGCCGCGAGAUGGUGAUGAUCUCCGGUACCAGGGCAUUUGCACAAAGCCCGCAGCUCCCUCUGCACGUUCACCCACCGUGGGCUUCGGCUCCUGGGCUUCGGAUGCAGGACCCUUCUACAAGAGCGAUUGCAGCACCAUCAAGCAAGACGCAGCCAUGGCUUUGCAAGCACCUUUGCUCGCCGCUGUCACACAAGGUGACAGCGCGCAGGUGGAAAACAUCCUUUCAACCUCCUCAGAAGACCUCCGGGAGCUGCUGGAGCUCCGCGAUGAGCGUGGCCGCACCCCUCUCCACUGUGCCGCGAGGCACGGCCACGCUGAGGUCUGCUCUGUGCUGCUGAAGAGGCGAGCUGAUAUUCACGCCCCAGCCGGAGCUGGCAUUGCAGCUCUCGCUUUGGCCUGCUUGUGGCGCCACGGCGCAGUGGUGCGCCUGCUUCUGAAGAGCCGCGCUCGCCCGGAGCAGAUAGAUCACGGGGGACAGAGUGCUUUCCACUUCGCAUGCUGCAACAGCCCGGAGAUUGUUCACGACUUCUUGCAGCAGAAUCCAGACCUAGCCUUCCUCAAGGACGCGCAGAGCCGCAAUCCGCUUUUCUAUGCUGUGGGCAACAACAGUUCCGAAGCAAAGAUGGAGAUUCUGAGGAUGUUGCUAGAGGCGAAAUGCCGCGCCAGCGAGGUGGAUGUUUUCGGGCGAUCUGCACUACACUAUGCCGCUCAAUCAGGUGAUAUGACAACAGUGGAGGAACUACAGCAGGCAAUCGACCAAGAGGUUCCGCCAUGUGCUCUACACGGAGAACUUCAGGUUGCAACAAAUUUCGCGGACGCCGCCCUGGUUGAGGAAGACCACAGCCAGGAAGCGGCAGAGGCUGCAUCAGCUGCACAUGUGUCCCCAUUCAGCGACGAACACGAUAAGAUAUCGGAAAUUGCAGAGGCGGCUCCAGCAGCCAGGACUGUGCACGGGCAGAGGGAAGGCGAAACCAACGACAAAGCAGAGGCAGCUGCUGCUACUGCUGAGGAAGAGCGAAAGCAGAGUGAAGUCGCAGAUGUGAUAGAGGCAGCCGCUAUUGUUGAGGAAGAGCUACAGCAGAGUGAAGUCGCUGUCGAGACAGCUGCCACUGUUGAGGAAGAGCGACAGAAGAGUGACGCCACAAAUGCAACAGAGGCAGUUGCUGCCGUUGCUGAGGAAGAGCGACAGCAAAGUGAAGUCGCAGAUGUGAUAGAGGCAGCUGCUAUUGCUCAGGAAGAGAGACAGCAGAGUGAGUUCGCACACGCUACACAGAGAGCUGCCACCGCUAACGAUGAACGACAGAAGACUGAAUCUGCAGAGGUGAUAGAAGCAGCUGCUGCUGUUUCUGGUGAAGAGCGGCAGCAGAGUGAAGCCGCAGAUUCGACAGAGGUAGCUGCUAGCGUUGAGGAAGAGCGGCAGAAGAGUGAAGCCGCAGAUGCGACAGAGGCAGUUGGUGCCACUGCUGAGGACGAGCGACAGCAGAAUGAAGUCGCGGAAGCGGUCGAAGCAGCUGUCACUGCUGAGGAAGAUCGACAGAAAAGUGAAGCCGCUGAAGGGCAGCAUGAAGUCGCGGAGGAGGUCGAAGCAGUUGCCAAUGCUGAGGAAGAGCGACAGAAGAGUGAAGCCGCAGAUGCAACAGAGACAGUUGCUGCCAUUGCUGAGGAAGAGCGACCGCAGAGUGAAGUCGCAGAUGUGAUAGAGGCAGCUGCUAUUGCUCAGGAAGAGAGACAGCAGAGUGAGUUCGCGGAAGCGGUCGAAGCAUCUGCUGGUGCUGACGCUGAAGCUGUCGAGACAGCUGCCACUGUUGAGGAAGAGCGACAGAAGAGUGAAGCCACAAAUGCGACAGAGGCAGUUGCUGCCGUUGCUGAGGAAGAGCGACAGCAGAGUGAAGUCGCAGAUGUGAUGGAGGCAGCUGCUAUUGCUCAGGAAGAGAGACAGCAGAGUGAGUUCGCACACGCUACACAGAGAGCUGCCACCGCUGACGAUGAGCGACAGAAGACUGAAUCUGCAGAGGUGAUAGAAGCAGCUGCUGCUACUUCUGGUGAAGAGCGGCAGCAGAGUGAAGCCGCUGAUUCGACAGCGGCAGCUGCUGCCACUGCUGAGGGCGAGCGACAGCAGAAUGAAAUCGCGGAGGAGGUCGAGGCAGCUGCUAGUGCUGAGGAAGACGGACAGAAGAGUGAAGUCGCAGGCGUGAUGCAGACAGUUGUCACCGCGGAGGAUGUUGAGGAGGGACCAUCGAAGGAUGGUGCCACACUGGAGCUGUUGGCCUCGCAAGUCCUGUCGCUCGACAGCCUUUGCCAAACCCACAAGGCGGAAGGCACGGAAGCAGAACAGGCGGCUGCAAGGGCUGAUGAGGCGGAGCAGGAACGACAAAUGUGGGAGGACAGAGCUGGAGCAGCUGCCACAGUAAUUGGCAGGCAUUGGAAGAAACGACAGACCGCUCUUUCGCCGGCUGGCAGCUGGAAGGAGAGCCUGUUCUUGAUGCUCCGGGAAGAAGCGGCCAUCACUGACAGCCGGGACUCUGGAAGCAUCACAUACCGAGGAAACAUCCGAGAGGGAGCAGAGAAUUGUUGGAUCUCUUUCCCUGGCAAGUACGCUUCCGCUUGGAAAGCUUUGACGGAGGAGAACCAGGGAGACUCGGUGGCUUGUGUGUUCCUCUGCACGAAAGAAGACGGCCUCGGUGUGCAUCUGAAGGAUCCUCAAGAGCACAAGUGGGAGAAAAGCAGUGGACCUCGAUAUGAGAUCGACGAGGAGUCCGGGAAGAUCACGUUCAGACCCGAUGUCGUGAAGGACCCGAAGAAGCCAGGAGAGAGGUGUUACUGCCAUCGGAUCUAUGGAAAAAGGGGCUUCAAGCAAUUUGGGUACUACCGGGAGCUGCGAAGGCCUUUCACCUCACAGAGGGUGCAAGAGGAGACUGCCACAGCCGAAGCGAUGAAUGCCGCAUGGGUCAAGGAAGAUGCUGCUCCGGCGGUGAAGGCGGCAACGAGGGAACGCGCCAGGGCCACAUGGGAGGAACACGGCGGCAUCGCAGCUUGGGGCUGCGCAUGGUUUGAGGUGUGGUUCGAUAGAGUCACCGAGGCAGUCUCGAAACACCAACGUCUCAAAGCAGUAUUCUUCCCGGGGCAGGAGGGUCAGGGAGUUGUACCCAUGGAUCAACUUCCUGAGGCAGACCUUUGGGAUGGGAUUGGCUGCGGAGGUUCGCAGAAAUCUGAGAUUGCCACAGUGAAUCACAUGAGGGAGACUGAAGGCCCACGCUGGGACUACGACGAAGUCAGCGUUGCAAAGUUCCUACACAGUGAAUUCGCAGAUGGCUGCGUGGUUGAGGGCUGGUGUGAGGAGGAAAAGGUUUGGAAGAGAGGCAUCUUGGAGCAUCAGGAGAUCGAGGUGCGGAAAGUACCACGGGAGGAAGAUGGGGUGACGCGCAUGGUGGAGGUUGCAGAUGUCGUCUUCGAUAUACACUGUGAGGGCGAGAGUGGGAAGCUCAAAACCAAGGACAUCCGUCACGUGGGCCGGAUCAUGGAGGACAUGAUGCAAGAGUGCGGUUUACAGAACGUGACGCAGUCUGCUCUGGAGUGCUUGAAAGAUAUGAAUAUAGAGCUGCUGGAGUGCAGUGUCGAUCAGUGGGCAUUGCGCCUGGACCUCCGCAUUCAAGACAUCCGCUCUCUUCAAGCCCUGCGUGAUCGAGUUUUAGAUGGCUCCUUCGAAAGGGAGCUGACGCAGAAGCUGGCUCCUGAUCAGACUCUCAGGGUGCACGUGGACAAGAGCCGGUUCUUUACGCUCUACGAAGAUAGCUUGCAAGGCCUGGAAGGUCUCACAGCUCAUCAGCAGGAGAAGCUGGAGGAGAUGGAAGGCGAGGCGGACGUCCAUCUUUCCGCUCCGGCCGGGGCCGGGAAAACUUUUGUGGCGAUGCAGAGAGUACUGGAGGCUCUGGGUGGGCCCACCUCAGAUGCACAUGUCCUCUAUGUGGCGCCCUCAAAGGCUCUUCUGUUGUUCUUCUUACGAUGGCUGGCCGUGCGCCUGACACCCCAAGAAGAUGCAGAUGGGCCCUCCAACUUCGAGAACUUUGAGAAUGCUUUGAAGAGGCUUUCCUUGCUGCACCAUCCAUACAAGAGCAUGAUCUUGCCGAAGCUCCAACAAGGUCGAAUCAUUCUGCCCCCCGGGCCGGAAGCGGAGACGAUGUUCCAUCUGGCCGUCUACGACGAGAGCCACAAGAUCUUCGGUCAGGAGGCCGUGGACAAGACUUUGCUGAAUCGCGUGAAUGCCUUGAGGCGGCUCUUUCUAUCUGACGAAGCACAGUCGUCGGCCGUGCUGCACUCUUUUCCCGCUGCCAAGCGUGUGAAGCUGUCUGAGGUUGUUCGCAGUACCGAGAGGAUCGUGCUGGCCGCGGCGAUGUUCCGAUACAGCUCCGAUGAGAACGAAAACGUCACUUCUCACGGCAAGUCCUUGGGGCCACCCCUGAAAACUUUUCUUUUUCAGCCGGAUCAGGAAAAGAACAGGUUUACGCAGUAUUCGAAGCAAAUUGUGGCGGCCCUAUGGCAUGCUGUCCGAAUGUUUCCGAACAUGAGCCUUCAUGGCCGCAUCGCAAUCCUAGUUCGGGAUCAACACUUCCGGCGGCAGCUUUAUUUGCACUUGCAGCAGGCUCUGAACGAAGACCUCCGUCAUCGUCGCUUGCAGAUAGUGUCUUUCGCAGAGUCGUUGCUCCAACUUCCUGAGCGUCUCCUGAAAAGCUCAUCGCAGCCGCACCGAGAAUGCAUUGUAUUGGAUUCUCUGGAAAAUGCCGAUGGCAUAGAGCAACUCAUCGUGAUAUGCGUUGGCCUUGACGAGCCCUUGAAGAAAGACGGGGAUCAGAACUUCUGCUCGCAGCUCUACAGGGCACUUACAAGGGCGCAGCUGCUAGCGAUGGUUGUAAAUGAGCACGUCCAAGGUGGUUUGCUGGAGUUUCUUGGAGCGGUCCGGUUCUCCGACCGCAAGGCAGCGCGGCCCCCGAAUUGCCAGGAGGUCGUCCGAAAGGCUGUUUAUGAGAACCAGGCGUCCGAGACUGGCAAUGCAGACGACGAAGCCUCCGAAGCCGCCGAAGCUGCUGCCACGAAUAUGCCGGCUGAUGGCAGCCAUGUGGUGACGCUGUUUUCAGACCCCGACACCACACCUUCGGAAACGGACGCAGCGCAGCCGAAGCCCCGAAGUUCUGUCACAAGCAAAGCUGCGGAUGCACGGCUGUUGCAGGCAGCAGCUGCUGAGGCUGCGCAGAUGACUGAUAUCUGGGAUACUCGUGAUAACGCAAUUCCACAGGUGACCACCCUGCAGUUCAAUCCGAUGACGCAGGUGUGCGAAAGGUUGUUCCUGACAACGGAGCUACCUCUCACAGUCGAACACCACGACGACGCGACCUCUUUUCAUGGCCUCAUCCGGCCUCAUGCCGAUGCGUGCUGGAUCAGUAUACCUGACCAUUUCGAGGCUGCAUGGAAGCCGGUUACAGAGCUGCACCACGACCAAUCCGUGGCAGAUGUCUUAUUCUGUGAUCAGGAAAGCGGACUGGGCCAGCAUUUCGCGGACCCUGAGAACCCUGGCAAGUGUUACUGCGCUCGGAUAUACGGAGAACGCGACUACCAAAGGUUUGGCUACCUCUGGACGGUGGACGACGAAGAGACCAGGAAAGGCCGAGCCGCGGAGAUGGCCGCGACGCAAGCUGUGAUUGUACGUUCAGAUGCCACGGACGAAACCAGAGAACGUGCACAGAGGAUGGCCGUAUUGCAAUGGAUGCGAUGUGGCAAAACAGCUUCAUGGGGCUGUGCUUGGUUCGAGAGAUGGCAGUCAAAUGUUCGCAAAGCCGUCGCGAAGAAGCAGCGCCUUUUGGUGGCUUUUCUUCCCGGACAAGUGGGAGAGGGCAAAGUGGCCAUGUGCGACCUUCCAACUUCCGACCUUUGGGACGGAAUUGGUUUGAGUGCGAAACAGAAGGUGCAAGUUGCAAUUGCGGAAGAAAUGGGCUGGGAGUAUGAAGCAAUUGAUCUUGUUGAUCUCGUGCGGACUGCGUUUCCUGAAGGUUGCCUGGCAGACGGAAUGGACGAAUCUGGCUGGUGGCGACUAUGCAAACUGGGACAGAUGACUUUUCAAGACGAAAAGUUUUCUUGGGCUGCAAGUUCCCUGAACUCAGGCCAGGAGUUCAAGGCCGUACGUGUUCAACAUGUAGGACGCGAGAUUCUUUCUCUCAUGGACAGUGUUGGUCAUGACUAUGUCUUUGACUUCUUAUGUCGUGGACUCGUGGACACGGAGGUGUUGCAAUGCGAGAAGGCAGUAGCCCCGAGGGGUGGGCAUGCCCUUUGUAUAACCCUCCAGUGCUCCAACUCCGACGCUCUCCAGAAGCUCGGGCAGAAAAUCAUGGAUGGUGAGCUGGAGCGAGUCUUGAACACGAGACUCCGAGCCAAAGGCUGGCCGUGGCCGGUUCAAUUAGACAGAACCCGCUUCGCAAAGCUCUCUUCGGCAGGGGAUCAGGAUCCCUUCCCUGGCGUCAGCUGGCAGUGGUUCCACCGGACCGGUUGGAGAGACUACCCGCGCGACGUGAUCACGCAGAUCGAGCAAGCUUAUCGUGCCGGGGAGACCAAAGCCCAUUUCCAAAAUGGAAAGAGGACGGGAUCCGAAGCCUUGGAGAUUUCAUUCGAGGAGAUGCUCCAGCGCGAUCCCCUCAGCGGCGACACCCGGGAAGUGAAGAGGGCAGGUCCCUUUGAAUUCCUCGGCCUAGGAGACUCCGAGUAUGAGAUCGUUGUGGACGGGACCUCCGGCGCGAGGCUGGGCAUAACGCUGGAUUACGAGGAUGGGCAAACGAUGGUGAUUGACAGUAUCGACGAGGGUCUGGUGAAGGACUGGAAUGAGCACGCAUUCUCCGACACAAAGGUUGACAUCAUGGACCGCAUAGUCGAGGUCAAUGGCAUACGUGGCAACAUCCACCCGAUGGCACGAGAGUGCGAGGAGAACAAG
Symbiodinium sp. CCMP2456 is the source of this 7845-nucleotide messenger RNA. The record is from the annotation of a GenBank genome assembly. Lineage: Eukaryota; Dinophyceae; Suessiales; Symbiodiniaceae.